AUGUUCUGUCUUCGAAGCUGGAUACCCAUACUUUUCUUCCUGCAUAGAACAAGUGCGUCCCCCGUCUACCUCGUCCUCUUCGUCUCGGCGACCUACUUCCUCAACCGCCCCUGCGUCUACUGCUCCCUCCUCCUCGCCAUACUCGUGGUCUCCCUCUUCGACUUCCAUACCGCAUGGUUCGAGCCGCAGCUGCCGGCCGAAGAUGCCUCCUCGGACCCCAGAAACACAACAAUGCCGCUCAGAGACCCGCUUGUAGAGACGGCUUCGAUUCUCGCGUCGGCGGUUAACAGUACGGCUACGACGGUUAUCAAGGCGGCGGCGGAUACGCUGCGCAAGAAGGCGCCACCAGUGCCGCAAAUUAGUGGAGGAGCGGGAUUCGAGUGGGCGAAGGGCUUGGUGGGGAAGAAGGAGUGGCGGAUACCGUGUCUGGAUGUUCUUGUGCGGAUCUGA
Molecule: messenger RNA, 450 nt
Organism: Mytilinidion resinicola
Lineage: Eukaryota; Fungi; Ascomycota; Dothideomycetes; Mytilinidiales; Mytilinidiaceae
Exons: 2
Coding region: 1-450 (149 amino acids)
Source: RefSeq, a predicted model, not a curated record